AUGUCAAUAUCUUCUGUGAACGCGGCGAAAAGACAGAAGCUACAGAGGCAUUAUGGCAUACGUUCAAUAAUAUCGUGGAUAGACUUCCCAAGAUUUGGCAAGAAACCUUCACUGUUUAAAUGGCGUGAGGAAGAAGAAGAAGACGCACACUCUGAAGAUUACACUGAUUAUAUCGAGAACGUCCUCAUUGGAUCUGUCCAUCUCACUGGACAUAAAGUGAAAGAUGUUCAUUCGAACAAGAAAUACUGGAACAGUGGUCCAGCCCGUGGCACAACCUAUGUUGUUGUGUUCCGCCCCCAAAUAGCUGGUGUUGAGCAAAAUGCUGUAAAAUUAGCGUUUGAACUAAAAAAAGGUAUAUGGGUAAACGAUAAAGACAAUUAUUGGACUGUAGAAAAGAUAAGACAGUCACGAGACAAUUACGUGAGAUACAAAGAAGUAAUAAGGUUACGGCACGUGGUAACUAGGGAGAUGCUACAUUCACAUCGAAUAACUUCCCCAGUAACUGGACAGCAAGAAGGUACAUCAGCUGCUGUUAUUUGUGACUGA
This is a messenger RNA of Paraglomus brasilianum, 546 nucleotides long. Lineage: Eukaryota; Fungi; Glomeromycota; Glomeromycetes; Paraglomerales; Paraglomeraceae. The record is from the annotation of a GenBank genome assembly.